Schistosoma turkestanicum is the source of this 4809-nucleotide messenger RNA. NCBI's taxonomy places the organism in Eukaryota, Metazoa, Platyhelminthes, Trematoda, Strigeidida, Schistosomatidae. The record is from the annotation of a GenBank genome assembly.
UGUGUAUUGUUAGGAUAUUCACCAAAUAUCCUAAGAAUACUAUUUUUAGAACUGCAAUCCUAUUGGUCGAAUUCUAUUGGCCGAAAUUAUGAUCGUUCUUACCGUCAGGGUCAAAUACUUCAAUGUUAUCUUUUAUUGGUCAUCUGGACAGUCAAUGUCAUUCAAAUGUUCUUUUCUAUUGGUCGUCCUAAUUUGUCAAUGUCACGGACGUUGAUGCUUUUUCUUAUUCGACCUUAGUGUAUAAAUACGCGCUAUCUGGAAGACUUAAUAAUUCCGUUUCCCCUGCCUACUUGUUCUGCUGUUUUCGACCCAAUAAACAUCUUCCUGCCACGGUGUUACGUUCUGAUUUCUAGGAGAUUUGGAAAAGCCUUUUGGGUCGUUUUGUGAUAUUUGAAUUGGACGCCGUUAGGACUGAAGAGUUACGUAGCCGCGUUUACAACAAAUUUGGCGACGGGUUGGUGACUAAUUAUGGAUCCAGCUACAUUAGAAAAAUUGUUUGCACAGCAGCUGAAGCUGAUGGAGAUGCUUACUCAGACGCACAUCUCUUCUCAAGUCUCAUCUACACCAACAAUUCCUCAGUCAGUUGAUGGUAUGACCAGUAGUAUUUCUGAGUUUCUGUAUGAUCCUGACGCCAAUAUUACAUUUGAUACUUGGUUCAUGCGUUAUGAAGAUCUUUUCAAAGUUGAUUUUGCUGACAAAGAUGAUUCCUGGAAGGUGCGUCUUCUCCUUCGAAAACUUGGUCCGUCAGAACUGGACAAGUAUCGCAACUACAUCCUACCGCAGAACCCACGUGACAGAUCAUUCGAUGCUACGGUUCAGUCCCUCAGCAAACUUUUUGGGGAUCAGCAUUCUAUUUUCAAUACACGUUAUCGUUGUUUAAAACUAGUCAUGAAUGAGUCCGAUGACUUCUUGACUCAUGUUGGUAUUGUCAACCGCGAGUGUGAACGGUUCAAACACAGAUCCCUUACUGAUGACCAAUUCAAAUCACUCAUAUUCAUAUGCAGUCUACAAUCACCCAAAUUCUCCGACAUCAGAACUCGAUUGCUUAACCGCCUCGAACAAGACCCAACACUGACACUCGAUGCUAUCGCUGAUGAGUACCAACGCAUCACCAACUUACAGUGUGACAACACUUUGGUUCAAUCUGGGAGCCAGGGUGGUUCCGAAGUUCACGUUGUUCAGCAGCAGAACAAAUCUUCUAGAUCGAAAACCUUUGGUCGUUCGAAUGCCAGUUCUGUUUCUAAUCACUCAAAAUCAACGCAUAAGAAGCCCCCCUCACCAUGUUGGCACUGUGGAGACUGGCAUUACGUGAAAUUUUGUCCAUUCAAGCAGCAUGUGUGCAAUCGCUGUCAGAAAAUUGGUCAUAAAAGCGGUUUUUGCCAAUCAACCCGAUUCACUGGCCGGCGAAAUUCACAGACGCAGCGUCGUUAUUCCAAAAAGCCGGUUGCUGCAUCUAGGAGUUUAGCAGCAGUCUUCCACACCGAUGCUUCUACUCGACGCAAAUUUCUGACCCUCUCGAUCAAUGGUCAGCUGGUUCGGUUGCAGUUGGAUACUGCAUCAGAUAUCACUAUUCUUUCAGAAGAGACUUGGCGAACCUUGGGUCAACCACGCAUCAAACCAUCGUCGCAGACAGCUGUCAGUGCCUGUGGGGGUCACCUUCGUCUUCGUGGUAAACUUCAUUGCUGUGUUUCGUUCAGAGGUACAACCUUCGAUGGAACAUGCUACAUCACCAAGUCUCCUCUAAACCUUCUGGGGUUAGAUUGGUUCGAAGAACUUGGUCUUGACGAUCUUCCCAUCAGUACUAUUUGCAAUCAAGUGAAAACUCCUGUGACUACACAACAACAUGCUGCAGAUCUUCAAAAACAAUUCACAAAACUCUUUCAGCCUGGUCUCGGAUUUUGUUCCACAGCGGAAGCUAUUUUGAGACUGCAACCAGAAGCUACGCCAGUUUUUCGUCCAAAACGCCCAGUCCCAUACGCAUCUCUUCCUCUGGUUGACGCUGAACUGCAACGGCUGGAAACGGAAGGUGUUCUUGUGCCUGUCUCUUACUCAUCAUGGGCGGCACCGAUUGUGGUUGUAAAGAAAGCCAAUGGUUCCAUACGCAUCUGUGCAGACUUCUCCACAGGACUAAACGCGGUACUACAGCAGCAUCACUAUCCGCUGCCGAUUCCAGAUGACUUAUUUACUAUUUUAAAUGGUGGGACAUACUUCGCUAAGCUAGACCUAGCAGAUGCUUACCUUCAAAUUCCUGUCGCUCCUGAAUCGAGAGAGUUGUUGACAAUUAACACUCACCGAGGACUUUUUCAGUAUACCCGGUUACCCUUUGGUAUCAAAACUGCUCCAGCGAUCUUCCAGCAGAUUAUGGAUACUAUUCUGGCAGAUGUUCCUGGUGUUGCUACUUACCUUGACGAUGUCCUCAUUGUCGGCUCAACUGCUGAUGAAUUGUAUACCAGAACACACUCAGUUCUUCAACGCCUUCAGGAUAAUGGUUUUCGCCUUCGUCCAGAGAAAUGCAAAUUUUUCUUACGUUCCGUUAAAUACCUAGGGUUUAUUUUCGAUGCUUCCGGACGUCAUCCUGAUCCUCAAAAUACUCAUGCAAUUCAACAAAUGCCGGCUCCCACUGAUGUCUCCUCACUGCGAUCAUUUUUGGGGAUGGUUAGCUACUAUUCAGCUUUUCUCCCAGCAUUGCAUGACGUACGUUAUCCUUUAAAUCAUCUGCUAGAAAAGAAUGCCACUUGGAAUUGGUCUUCUCAAUGUGAAUCAGCUUUUUCGAAACUUAAAGCCAUGCUAAGCUCCAAACUACUCCUAACCCACUACAAUCCGAAACUACCCAUUGUGGUUGCCGCUGACGCUUCAACACAUGGACUGGGUGCUGUGCUCUUACAUGUUUUUCCCGACGGCUCAGAGAAAGCGGUGGUACAUGCUUCCAGAACACUGACACCUGCUGAAAAACGUUACGGUCAAAUCGAGAAGGAAGCGUUAGCCAUAAUUUUUGCUGUCCGGCGAUUCCACAAACUAAUUUAUGGGCGCCGUUUCACAUUGCUCACAGACCAUAAGCCAUUGUUAUCAAUAUUUGGAUCAAAAAAGGGCAUCCCCGCCCAUUCUGCUAAUCGUCUUCAACGUUGGGCGUUGGCAUUACUGGGGUACGACUUCGACAUCCAGUAUCGACGUUCCGAAGAUUUCGGCCAAGCUGAUGCGCUGUCCAGACUUAUCAGUAGCCACUCCACCACUGAUGAUGACACCGUCAUAGCUACAAUAUUAGCAGAAGAGGAUCCCAGUGCUACACUCUUAGCGAAUGCCAUUCGAGCAAUGCCUGUAACCGCUGGAGAUAUUCAAAAAGCUACCAGGGACGACCCGUUUAUUCAAGAAGCGAUCACGUAUGUUCAGAGCCGAUGGCCAGUUAAGCAGCUAAGUGGUGAUAUGAAACAUCUAGCGAAUCGUCGCAGUGCUCUAUGUGUUGUUAACGACUGUCUGAUGUUCGGUGACCGUGUAGUAAUUCCAACAACCCUACGUCCCAAGGUCCUACGCCAAUUUCACUCUGGACACCCAGGGAUAAACCGUAUGAAAUCCAUCGCUCGGAGCUAUGCAUAUUGGCCAAACAUGGAUAGGCACAUUGUCGAUUUCGUCAGAAGAUGUUCACAGUGUCAAACAGCUGCGAAAAAUCCCAAGUUACUUUCAGUACCCUGGCCAAAGUCAGAAAAACCCUGGUCACGAGUGCACAUUGAUUUCGCCGGACCCCUAGAUGGUACCACAUAUCUGAUACUGGUUGACUCUUUCUCCAGAUGGCCGGAGAUAUUGCCGAUUUCCCCACCAUCUACAACUCGAACCAUCAAACUUCUUAAGCAGAUCUUCAGUCAGCAUGGUCUUCCAGAAACAAUAGUAACAGACAAUGGUUCGCAGUUCACAUCCAGUCAAUUCCAAGAGUUUUGCCUGCAAAAUUCGAUCAAGCAUGUCCGUUCUCCGCCAUAUCACCCGCAAUCUAAUGGACAAGCCGAAAGGUUCGUUGACACAUUUAAACGAGCCAUGUUUAAAGCAAGAGGGGAGGGGACCACAUACGACAUCAUAGAAAAAUUCCUUUUCGUGUAUCGGACGACCCCACAUGACUUAUUACCAAACUACAAAUCCCCUGCUGAGAUGCUCAUGGGACGGAAGCUACGAACAGUUCAUAGUGCGAUGACACCUAAGCGAUUGGCCCAACAAAGACCUCGAAUGCAGACGACGCGAAUGCCUUAUGAAGUUGGUGCGAAAGUGUAUGCGCGGGACUACAGACACGGAUAUGAUAGAUGGAUAGAGGGUGAAGUCACUAAGAAACAUGGGAACGUAAUGUAUGAUGUCAGGGUGAGCCGAGAUAUUUGGACCAGGCACCAUAAUCAACUAAGGCCAAGGGAAGCUGAUAAAAAGGGUGACAUUACGAAACGCCUCUCACUCGACUUACUGUUGGAUACUUUUCAACUUCCGACAAUAACUCCAACAGAGACUACUGAGUCAUCUACUCAAGCAGAACAUCCUCCAAGUUCAGAGUUGGUAUCUAGAAGGUGGUCGGAUCGCAAACGUAAACAACCAAAGAAAAUUCAGAUAAAUCCUCGGCUGCAUCGCUAUUAAUUUCUUUUCUUUUCAGAGGGAGGUGUUAGGAUAUUCACCAAAUAUCCUAAGAAUACUAUUUUUAGAACUGCAAUCCUAUUGGUCGAAUUCUAUUGGCCGAAAUUAUGAUCGUUCUUACCGUCAGGGUCAAAUACUUCAAUGUUAUCUUUUAUUGGUCAUCUGGACAGUCAAUGUCAUUCAAAUGUUCUUUUCUAUUGGUCGUCCUAA